AUGGCCUCCCUCACACCGUCCCAACCCGCCCUCAGGUGGUCGCAUUCUGCGGACGAGAUCCUCUCUUUGACCAAGCAGGCCAUCACCAAGCACGGCGAAGGGCUCGACAAGAUUGCUGCACUCCCUAAGAAGGACUGCAAUUUUGAUUCACUUGCUCUCGCCGAAGCAGACACCGAACUUAGCCUCGUUACCGAGCCUUUAUCCUUCUAUCAGAAUGUCUCUACGUCGAAGGAGUUGCGGGACGCCUCCAAUGCCGCCGAGGUGCUCGUCCGCGAUUAUGACGUCGAGGCAUCGAUGCGCCUCGACGUCUUCGAGGUGAUGGUUGCCGCGGAAGAAAACAUCAAGCAGAGCAGUGCGGCGCUCGGCUCCGAAGAGCAGCGGCUCAUGGAACGCAGCCUCCUGGACGGCAAGCGGGCAGGCCUGGCGCUACCGGAGAAGGAGCGGGGGGAGUUGACGAAGCUAAAGAAGGAGCUGUCACAGGCGUCGCUUGAGUUCAGCAAAAACUUCAACGAGGAGAACAGUACCAUCAGCUUCACCCUGGAGGAACUGAGGGGCGUCCCGGCGGACGUGAUCUCUGGGUAUACAAAGCGUACGGAGGGUGAGAAAGAGCUAUACGAUGUGACCAUGAAGUUGCCAGACAUCCUCCCCAUCUUCAAAAAUGCCCAAAAUCCGGACACCCGGCGGGCUGCCGAUGCUGCGUAUGACGCGCGGCUGGAGAUCAAUGCGCCGAUCCUCGACAAGAUUAUUGCACUGCGCUGGAAGAUCGCUGACCUCCUCGGCUACCCGACUUGGGCGGAUUACAUCACCGAGGUGAAGAUGGCGAAGGACGCAAAGACUGUGACCGGCUUCCUGGAUGAUCUGCACAAGAAACUCGAUCCCGUCGGUGCGAAAGACCGCGCAGCGCUGCUGGCGCUCAAAAAAGUGGAGUGUGCCGAGCUCGGGAUCCCGUUCGACGGCCAGCUGAAUCAGUGGGACGUGCGGUACUAUGACCGACUUUUUGUUGAACGCACACUCGAGCUCGACGAGCAGAAAGUCAAGGAGUACUUUCCCGUGAGCGUCGUCGUGCCCGCGAUCCUGGAGAUAUACCAGAACCUGCUCGGCGUGCGCUUCGUAGAGGUGAAGGGCGAGACGUGGCAUCCAGAUGUGCAGAUGUUUGCGGUGUGGGAGAACGGCGCGACGGAUGAGUCGGGCUUUGUAGGCUACUGCUACCUUGACCUGUUCCCUCGAGAGUCGAAGUACUCCCAUGCUGCUGUCUGGCCGCUCCUCCAGGGUUUCACGCGCUCGGACGGCACACGGCACUACCCGCUCGCGGCGAUGGUCGCGAAUCUCGCGAAGCCGACUCCCACCACGCCGGCGCUGAUGCAGCAUCAGGACGUCGUUACGUUCUUCCAUGAGAUGGGGCAUGUCUUCCAUGGACUGUUGAGCAAGACGCGCUUCGCGCGCUUCCAUGGCACGGCGGUCGCACGGGACUUUGUCGAGGCGCCGUCGCAGAUGUUGGAGAAUUGGUGCUUUGAGCCGGCGGUGCUGGAGCGAAUGUCGAGCCACUACGAGACAAAGAAACCGCUUUCGCGCGAACUUGCUGAUAAGAUCAACAAAAGUCGUUAUGUCAACGUCGGGAUGUUUUACUUACGGCAGGUGUUCUUCGCGAAGUUCGACAUCAAGGUGCAUACAGAACGCGAACAAACCGACUACACAGCGCUGUGGAAUGAUCUUCGCAGGUCAAUCACGCAGGUCAACCCUGGACGGCGCGCGGCCGGCCAAGGCUCGUUUGGUCAUAUCGCGGGCGGAUACGACGCAGGCUACUACGGGUACAUGUACUCGCUUGUGUUUGCGGCGGAUAUGUAUGCGACCGUGUUCAAGGCGGACCCGCUAGACCCGGCGCGCGGCGCGAGAUACAGCAAGUCCAUCCUACAACCUGGCGGGAGCAGGGAUGAAUCUCUGUCUCUCGAGGAAUUCUUGGGUCGCCCACCCAAUGCGGAUGCCUUUGUGCGAGAAAUCUUUGGCGAGACGGGAAGCGCCAAUCUCUAGUGCCCACGUUCUCAAUGUUUCUAAGCCUCAGAAUGGACACGAUGGACUCCGUCGCAAGUGUAUCAUAUAUAUUAGACAGCUACCAUGUUGCUCACCGCUCUUCUGAGCCUUCUGCAUGCAGCAGGAAAAAUGAUAUCGAUGUUGGAAUCUACAAAACAAUCUGUACAAGAGUGGCAAUGGAAUGUAAAGAGUUGAAUGUGCCCACACUCAAGCCUUCUGCAUCACAGGUUUGAGAGAUAGAGUCAUGUUUGGCCUUAGCUGGGCUACCUGGGCUAUAAAUGAGAAGUUUGAGUUUAUAUAGUUC
Molecule: messenger RNA, 2332 nt
Organism: Postia placenta MAD-698-R-SB12
Lineage: Eukaryota; Fungi; Basidiomycota; Agaricomycetes; Polyporales; Adustoporiaceae
Exons: 15
Coding region: 1-2028 (675 amino acids)
Biological process (GO): proteolysis; peptide metabolic process
Cellular component (GO): mitochondrial intermembrane space
Molecular function (GO): metalloendopeptidase activity
Source: RefSeq, a predicted model, not a curated record